Owenia fusiformis is the source of this 2649-nucleotide messenger RNA. Lineage: Eukaryota; Metazoa; Annelida; Polychaeta; Sabellida; Oweniidae. The record is from the annotation of a GenBank genome assembly.
CCAACCUCAACAAAGCUCACAACGAGCGUUUUAUAUAGAGCAAUUUGGACAAGGUCUGGAUUUUAGGAUCCAUUUUGAAAAGUCCCGGAUAAUGAAAACAACUUUUUAUCUAUAAGCUUUCAAAGUUAGUUUUGUACCUAUUUUACUGUAUAAAUCUACCUCAAAUAAUACAUGCAUUAAGAGAGAUAAAAUAUCCAUCCCUUGUUUAAUAUUGUAGCGCUACUCUAUGCCCAUAAGUAUAAUGUAUUCCUCCUAAACGGUGGCAAUGAAUCACACAGCUCACGCGCAUGCGCACUUCCAUUUUUGAAUUUUUCAACCGACAACAAAAACUUGACAGAAAUUAAAGUUUUCACUACUUUUUCGUUGAUGUAAGAAUAUUUUAACGAUGGAGCUUGGUGGCGUAAAAGUCGGGGUCAAUGUAGACAUUCAGCGAUCCGAUGGUCGCAUCCAUUCUGCAGUAGUGAGUGGGGUAGCCAAGGAAUCCAAGAGUGUCACCGUUGAAUGGUUUGAAAAGGGAGAAACCAAGGGAAAAGAGAUUGAACUGGAGGCAGUAUUUUCAUUGAAUCCUGAAUUGACACCUCAGAACAAUCUUAGUGAAGUGAAUGUAUUAGCAGCACAGAAUGGUAAUCAACAGUCAGAGGUAAAUGAAAAAGCUCCACCUAAACAGAUACCCAGAGCUAAAAGUAAAGUGCCAACAUCAGCGAGAGCCAGACCUAGUUAUGCCAGGGGUCCAACUCCAUCAUCUGUCCAAAAUGGAGAGUCUGAGAAUCGACCAGCACCAGUAUCUGCUGGUGUCAACAAAGUCAAAAGUGAAGCAGCUAACAGACGGAAGUCUAACUGUGUUAAAGAGGUUGAAAAGAUUCAGCAGAAGAGAGAGAAAAGACGAGCGGGUCAGGCUGCUAUCAGAGAAGAUCUUUCCCAGAACUAUGACACAUCAGUCCCUAACUGGGAGUUUAUAGCAAUGAUAGAUCAAUUCCGACAAAACAUUGAAUUCCGGCCAAUUACUGCUGGAGAGCCCAUAAUUAACCACCAGAUCUGUGUCUGUGUGCGCAAGCGGCCUCUCAAUAAAAAAGAAGUGAAUAAAAAAGACCAUGAUGUGAUCACAGUUCCAAACUCUGAGAGUGUUCUAGUCCAUGAGCCAAAAACAAAAGUGGACCUGACAAAGUAUUUAGAAAAUCAAAAUUUUAGAUUUGAUUAUGCUUUUGAUGAGAACUGCAGCAACGAAUUAGUUUACAAAUUCACUGCUAAGCCUUUAGUGGAUUGUAUAUUUGAAAAAGGGAUGGCUACUUGCUUUGCUUAUGGACAGACUGGAAGUGGAAAAACACAUACUAUGGGAGGAGACUUUACAGCUAAAGGCCAACAAGACUGUAACAAAGGUAUCUAUGCCCUGGCAGCCAGAGAUGUAUUUAGGCUACUUGCCUCAAAAUACAAGAAACAGGACCUUACAGUCGGCUCAAGUUUCUUUGAAAUAUAUAGUGGAAAAGUAUUUGAUCUGCUGAACAAAAAGUCCAAGCUACGUGUUCUGGAAGAUGGGAAACAACAAGUACAAGUGUGUGGCCUUAAAGAGGAAGAAGUACACAAUGUUGAUGAUGUACUCAAGCUGAUUCACCAUGGCAACCAGUGCAGGACAUCGGGCACAACAUCAGCAAAUGCUCACUCAUCCAGAUCACACGCAGUGUUUCAAAUCAUUCUUAGAUCAAAAAAAACUCGGAAGCUUUGGGGUAAAUUCUCAUUGAUAGAUCUUGCUGGUAAUGAGAGGGGGGCAGACACAUCUAGUGCAGACAGACAGACUCGUAUGGAAGGUGCAGAGAUCAACAAGAGUUUGCUUGCCUUGAAGGAAUGUAUCAGGGCUCUAGGACGUAAAGGGGCUCAUUUGCCAUUUAGAGCCAGUAAACUUACUCAAGUUCUCCGUGACUCAUUUAUUGGAGGAAACUCAAGAACAUGUAUGAUAUCAACUAUCUCACCAGGAAUGUCGUGCUGUGAACACACUCUCAAUACAUUGCGCUAUGCUGACCGUGUAAAGGAACUAGGACCAGGAGGCCCAGUAGAGGGCAAACCAGCAGAGAUCCAUCACAACCCACCAUCAAAUGCUGUUAUGUCCCCACAGAACUCAGAUCUGGUCCUGCUUCAAACUACUAAUGAGGAAGAGAUGGCAGAUGACUUGCUGAACUUCCAUGAAGUGAUUAACCACAUGCAAGAAUUGGAGGAAGAACUCAUAGAUGAACACAAGAAUGUCACUGAACAAAUGGGCAAAUUUGUGAUAGAGAAUAAGAAAUUAUUAAAGAUGACAGAUGAAGUGGAUUAUGAUGCUGAAGCUUAUGCCAGAAACCUGGAGAACCUCCUGACCAAGAAGAUAGAUACUUUUACGAGGCUAAGAGAAUUGGUUCGAAACUAUAGCAAUGACAUGCAACAAGAGGAAUUCUUGAGUAAAAACUUCAAAAGUUCCAAGAAAUAAUAACACACAAGACUUUGUGGAGAAAAGGAGAAAUGUAAUACACAAUUGACAUGCAAGCAUUACCAAACAACAUUGCUAAGAAGAACUAGCACAAAUAACCAACUUGGAAGGAAAACUUAUUUUGAAGAUUCAGGAUUAGCCUAUUUUUACUCAUUUGAAUAUGCCAUAAUCGAUUGUAAGAAAUCUAUUAAGAC